Molecule: messenger RNA, 14242 nt
Organism: Cercocebus atys (sooty mangabey)
Lineage: Eukaryota; Metazoa; Chordata; Mammalia; Primates; Cercopithecidae
Gene: NBEA
Product: neurobeachin
Exons: 59
Coding region: 3872-12487 (2871 amino acids)
Biological process (GO): intracellular protein localization
Cellular component (GO): cytosol; membrane
Molecular function (GO): protein kinase binding
Source: RefSeq, a predicted model, not a curated record
AAAGGUUGGAGAUCACUGCCCUAAACAAUAUAGUAUAACAAGUAUUUACAUAGCAUUUACAUUGUAUUAGGUGUUGUCUGGAGAGGAGUUAAAGUACACAGGAGGGUGUGUGUAGGUUAUGUGCAAAUACUACACCAUUGUGUACCAGGAACUUGGGGAUCUAUGGAUUUUGGUAACCACAGGGGGCCCUGGAACCAAUCCCCCAGAGAUAUCAGGGGACAACUGUGUUCGUUUACUUAUCAGACGGCACUAGAGGCUCUGAAUCUUUUGAGGAUCAGAACAUUAUCUUACCUUGCUAGUAAGAGUAUUUAACAUAGUCUCUGGCAUUUUGUGGUGUUUAGUGAACUUUACUCUGAACAUUUUCUCUCAGCUUUGAUAUAGUUACUUUGCUUGUUUCAGUCAUGUCCAGCUUGUGUACAAAUCUUAGCUUUGCAGGCUUUUCUGAUUCUUUUAAUUUCUACAUUUGCCUCUUGCUUUAACAUUUCAGUUUUUAUUUUUAUUUUUGAGUGGCGGAUGAUUGGUAUAACUACAUGUAUACAGUUGUCCCUUGGUAUCCAUGGAAGAUUGGUUCUAGGACCCUUCAGGAUACCAAAAUCCAUGGAUGCUCAAGUCCUUUGUAUAAAAUGCCAUAGUAUUUGCAUAUAACCAACGAAUAUCUUCCCAUGUACUUCAAAUCAUCUCCAGAUUACUUAUAAUACCCAGUGCAGUAUAAAUGCUAGGUAAAUAGUUGUUAUGUUGCAUUGUUUAGGGAAGUGACGAGAAAAAAUGUACAUGUUCAAUAUAGAUGCAACCAUCCAUUUUUUAAAAGAAAUAUUUUUGAUCCCCUAUUGGUUGAAUCUAUGGAUAUAGAACUCAUGGAUUCAGAGGCUCACUGUAAAUACAUGGUUUAUGUUUUUAGAAAAGUUUUCUUGAUAUUUGAGACUGGUAAAGAGUCACAGUGUUUUCAGAUCUGGUCAAUGGCCUGACUCUUUCACUUGCAUAGAUGAGGAAACUGAAAACCAGUAGGUUCAGAUCCUUUGGUCCUUCACAGACUAGGAUUAACACCCAGAUUCCCUGACCCUUAGUCCACUUCUUUUUUCAUUUUAUCUUGAUGACUGUAGUUCCACUUUGCUUCAGCUCAUUUUCUGCUUUAUAACUUUCACGUGGAAACUUCUGUUUUUACUCCAGCAGGUUCAGAAUACUUAAAAUGAUAGUAAAAUAAAUUACUGAAUAAUCCUAAUCUAGUGUGCUAUUGCUAGAGUCAGGAUACUUCUUGGGUACAUAAAAGAGUAACAUAAUUCAUACCUUCAAAUAACUUGAAAUUCAGAACAGAGAAUGGAAGAAUAAACAGAUAAAUUAUAAUGGAUAAAAGUAAUAUUGUAGAGAUAUAAACAAAGUGCUGUGGAAACAUUAAUGGAGUUACUAACGUUGCUUGGAGGAGUUGGGAAGGCUUCAUGGGUAGAUGUCUUGUGAAAGGAGUCUUGAAGAACAAGUAAGUAACUGUUCCAGGAUUAAAAGAGCAGGAAAAGAACAACUUUCCACAGAGGGAUAGCUUGCACAAUGACAAGAGCCACGAGGGAGUGUUUUCAUGGUUUUUUGCCUUAAUGCUAACUAUAGACUACAGUAAAUUAAAUCAACUUUCUUUUUGUAGAAAUCAUUUUUUUUCCCUUAAUUCUAGUAGUACAGUUGACCAUUCAUAUCCUUCAGUUAGGAGGAGUUAAUUACCCCUCCUUGAAGGAGGGUCAGCCUUUGGUUCUGUUCAGGCCUUUGACUGGUUGGUUGAAUGAGGCCCAUCCACAUUAAGGAGAGCAAUCUGUUUAUACAGUAUACUAAUGCAAAUGCUAAUCUCAUUCAAAAACACCCUCACAGACAUUCAGAAUCAUAUUUAAUGAAAUAUAUGGGCACCCUCUGGCCCAGUUAAGUUGACACCUAAAAUUAACCGUCAUAAGGGGUAUGUAUUUUCUCUAUCAACUCUCCCUUUUAUUUGACUGUUGAAAGAUAUAUUGUUAUACCCAUUGCAGAAAAAUUAUAAACUGUGCACAUAGUAGGCAUUUAAUAAAUAUUAAAUGAAUGAAGUACAAAAAUAAAGGAAUGGCUCACUGGCAAAGAAAAAAGAGGACUUUGAGUAUAUUAUACUUCUGAAGAGAAGGUAAAGAUGAAUACAUGAAAAUUAACAUUAACGUUUGGCAUUUACUUUUAUUUUCAGUAGUCUUUGAGAUGAAUGAUGAACUUUUUAAGGAUAUUAGUGUUUUGCAUUUAUAAAAAAUGAAAUUUAUAUACAAAUAAUCAAUUUUUUAUGAGAGCAAAAAACUAUGACUUUGAAAAUCAGUACAAGUGGUUUUUUUUUUCUUUUUUUUGGUCAUUAUUCUAGGUUCAUUCCCAGGCUGGCCUGAUUUGUUCAAAGUCUUGAUAUCUUUAUUUUUUCUAGAAGUAAAAUAUAUGUAGCAUAUAAUUUAUUUCAACCCUUUUUAAAAUUUUGUUUUCAAUUGACACAUAAUUGUGUGUAUUUCUGGGGUCUAAUGUGAUGUUUUGAUAGAUGUAUACAUUGUAAAAAUCAAAUUGGGGUACUUAGCAUGUCCAUCACCUCAUCUAUUUAUCAUUUCUUUGUGGUAAGAACACUCAAAAUCUUCUAGUUAUUUUGAAAUACAGAGUGCAAUAUUGUUAAUCAUAGUCACUGUUUAUUUUAACCAUUUUAAAGUGUACAGUUUAGUGGCAUUAAGUGAUUUCACAUUGUUGUUCAGCCAUCAUCAUCAUCCACCUCCAGAAUUUUUUCAUCUUCUCAAACUGAAAUCCUGUGCCCAUUAAAUAGUAACUUCCAUUUCUCCUCUCCCAACCUCAGGUGAUCUGCCUGCCUCGGCCUCCCAAAGUGCUAGGAUUACAGGUGUGAGCUACCGCGUCUGGUCAAAAGUAAUUUCUAUAGGACUCAGAUUAUUUAGUUCUAUUUAAUAUCAUGUAGAAUAUAUACACACAUACACACACAUACAUACACGUGUGUAUAUAUAUACCCACCAUAGUGAUAUUUAUAUAAAAAUUUAUUUUUUCCGUUGCAUUAGUUUUGUUCCUGUAGUAGAGCUACUCUUGAUUCUCUUCUCUUGAAACUUCUCUGUAAUGCUCCACACCCAGCCCUAACCCUGUAUUUUCAUAGUAUUCCAUCUCCUUCAUCUUUAUUACAAAGCUUAAAAUAAUUAAACUGGGAAGACAAUCUUAAAAGAUGAGGGAGGUGAAGAGACUCAGCAGGCCAAGCCAGAAUUCUGGCACAGGAAAAGAAAGAACAGGAACACUCACACAUGUAUAAUUUUUGUUGUGUCACCUAAAAAUCAAUGUAUGGACAACAAAACUAAUUUGUUAUGUAUGAUUAAGCCUGAUGAUUUCACUUCCUUACUAAACAUUCAGCAGUGAUUUUAUCCCAACUCCUCCUUUAUCUAAAGCAAAAUACUUGUAAUUCAUUUGUUUCUUAAGAGAUUGUAAACAUGUUACAUUAAACAAUCUGAAUUUUAAAAUAAAAAAAGAUGGAGCAAAAACUUUUAUCUUUCAUCCUACCUGUCUACUUAUAGGCUUCUAGAGAGCAUGACCAAUAUCUGUUUGAACUUAUUUUAUAUAACAUACAACUUCUGAAGGUAUGUGUUUUUGCUACAACCCCUUUCUUUUUGUAUUUUUAAGAAACAACAUACAAUUUAUUACUUUUAUUAUAGUCCUAGCUUAAAUAACGUACUCAAGGCUUUUCAGUCAUGGAUAUAUUUAUGCCUCUUUUGAGUCUAUUUAUAGCUGUAUUUGUCUCCUUGUUUGCUUCUUGUUCUAAAGUUCUGCUGCUUCUUGUUUGUGUACAGCUUUACUAUCCAGUGUGGAAGCCCAUUUCUUGUGGCUGCUGGUUGGUGGAGAAUUUGACUUGGAGAUGAACUUUAUUAUCCAGGAUGCUGAGAGUAUAACAUGCAUGACAGAGCUUUUGGAGCACUGUGAUGUAACAUGUCAAGCAGAAAUAUGGAGCAUGUUUACAGCCAUUCUACGAAAAAGUGUUCGGAAUUUACAGACUAGCACAGAAGUUGGGCUAAUUGAACAAGUAUUGCUGAAAAUGAGUGCAGUAGAUGACAUGAUAGCAGAUCUUCUAGUUGAUAUGUUGGGGGUUCUUGCCAGCUACAGCAUCACUGUCAAGGAGUUGAAGCUUUUGUUCAGCAUGCUUCGAGGAGAAAGUGGAAUCUGGCCAAGACAUGCAGUAAAAUUAUUAUCAGUUCUUAAUCAGAUGCCACAGAGACACGGUCCUGAUACUUUUUUCAAUUUCCCUGGUUGUAGUGCUGCGGCAAUUGCCUUGCCUCCUAUUGCAAAGUGGCCUUAUCAGAAUGGCUUCACGUUAAACACUUGGUUUCGUAUGGAUCCAUUAAAUAACAUUAAUGUUGACAAGGAUAAACCUUAUCUUUAUUGUUUUCGUACUAGCAAAGGAGUUGGUUACUCUGCUCAUUUUGUUGGCAACUGUUUAAUAGUCACAUCAUUGAAGUCCAAAGGGAAAGGUUUUCAGCAUUGUGUGAAAUACGAUUUUCAGCCACGCAAGUGGUACAUGAUCAGCAUUGUCCACAUUUACAAUCGAUGGAGGAACAGUGAAAUUCGGUGUUAUGUUAAUGGACAACUGGUAUCUUAUGGUGAUAUGGCUUGGCAUGUUAACACAAAUGAUAGCUAUGACAAGUGCUUUCUUGGAUCAUCAGAAACUGCUGAUGCAAAUAGGGUAUUCUGUGGUCAACUUGGAGCCGUGUAUGUGUUCAGUGAAGCACUCAACCCAGCACAGAUAUUUGCAAUUCAUCAGUUAGGACCUGGAUAUAAGAGUACCUUCAAGUUUAAAUCUGAGAGUGAUAUUCAUUUGGCAGAACAUCAUAAACAGGUUUUAUAUGAUGGAAAACUUGCAAGUAGCAUUGCCUUUACAUAUAAUGCUAAGGCCACUGAUGCUCAACUCUGCCUGGAAUCAUCACCAAAAGAGAAUGCAUCAAUUUUUGUGCAUUCCCCACAUGCUCUAAUGCUUCAGGAUGUGAAAGCAAUAGUAACACAUUCAAUUCAUAGUGCAAUUCAUUCAAUUGGAGGGAUUCAAGUGCUUUUUCCACUUUUUGCCCAAUUGGAUAAUCGGCAGCUCAACGACAGUCAAGUAGAAACAACUGUCUGUGCUACUCUUUUGGCAUUCCUGGUUGAACUACUUAAAAGUUCAGUAGCCAUGCAAGAACAGAUGCUGGGUGGAAAAGGCUUUUUAGUCAUUGGCUACUUACUUGAAAAGUCAUCAAGAGUUCAUAUAACUAGAGCUGUCCUGGAGCAAUUUUUAUCUUUUGCAAAAUACCUUGAUGGUUUAUCUCAUGGAGCACCUUUACUGAAGCAGCUUUGUGAUCACAUUUUAUUUAACCCAGCCAUCUGGAUACAUACACCUGCAAAGGUUCAACUUUCCCUGUACACAUAUUUGUCUGCUGAAUUUAUUGGAACUGCUACCAUCUACACCACCAUACGCAGAGUAGGAACAGUAUUACAGCUAAUGCACACCUUAAAAUAUUACUACUGGGUUAUUAAUCCUGCUGACAGUAGUGGCAUUACACCUAAAGGAUUAGAUGGUCCCCGGCCAUCACAAAAAGAAAUUAUAUCACUGAGGGCAUUUAUGCUACUUUUUCUGAAACAGCUCAUACUGAAGGAUCGAGGGGUCAAGGAAGAUGAACUUCAGAGUAUAUUAAAUUACCUACUUACGAUGCAUGAGGAUGAAAAUAUUCAUGAUGUGCUACAGUUACUAGUGGCUUUAAUGUCAGAACACCCAGCGUCAAUGAUACCAGCAUUUGAUCAAAGAAAUGGAAUAAGGGUGAUCUACAAAUUACUGGCUUCUAAAAGUGAAAGUAUUUGGGUUCAAGCUUUGAAGGUUCUGGGAUACUUUCUGAAGCAUUUAGGUCACAAGAGAAAAGUUGAAAUUAUGCACACCCAUAGUCUUUUCACUCUUCUUGGAGAAAGGCUGAUGUUGCAUACAAACACUGUGACUGUCACCACAUACAACACACUUUAUGAGAUCUUGACAGAGCAAGUAUGUACUCAGGUCGUACACAAACCACAUCCAGAGCCAGAUUCUACAGUGAAAAUUCAGAAUCCAAUGAUUCUUAAAGUGGUGGCAACUUUGUUAAAAAACUCUACACCAAGCGCAGAGCUGAUGGAAGUUCGUCGUUUAUUUUUAUCUGAUAUGAUAAAACUUUUCAGUAACAGCCGUGAAAAUAGAAGAUGCUUAUUGCAGUGUUCAGUGUGGCAGGAUUGGAUGUUUUCUCUUGGCUAUAUCAAUCCUAAAAAUUCUGAGGAACAGAAGAUUACUGAAAUGGUCUACAAUAUCUUCCGGAUUCUUUUGUAUCAUGCAAUAAAAUACGAAUGGGGAGGCUGGAGAGUCUGGGUGGAUACGCUGUCAAUAGCCCAUUCCAAGGUCACUUAUGAAGCUCAUAAGGAAUACCUAGCCAAAAUGUAUGAAGAAUAUCAAAGACAAGAAGAGGAAAACAUUAAAAAAGGAAAGAAAGGGAAUGUGAGCACCAUCUCUGGUCUUUCAUCACAGACAACGGGAGCAAAAGGUGGAAUGGAAAUUCGAGAGAUAGAAGAUCUUUCACAAAGCCAGAGCCCAGAAAGUGAGACCGAUUACCCUGUCAGCACAGAUACUCGAGACUUACUCAUGUCAACAAAAGUGUCAGAUGAUAUUCUUGGAAAUUCAGAUAGACCAGGAAGUGGUGUACAUGUGGAAGUACAUGAUCUUUUAGUAGAUAUAAAAGCAGAGAAAGUGGAAGCAACAGAAGUAAAGCUCGAUGAUAUGGAUUUAUCACCGGAGACUUUAGUAGGUGGAGAGAAUGGUGCCCUUGUGGAGGUUGAAUCUCUGUUGGAUAAUGUAUAUAGUGCUGCUGUUGAGAAACUCCAGAACAAUGUACAUGGAAGUGUUGGUAUCAUUAAAAAAAAUGAAGAAAAGGAUAAUGGUCCGUUGAUAACAUUAGCGGAUGAGAAAGAAGACCUUCCCAAUAGUAGUACAUCAUUUCUCUUUGAUAAAAUACCCAAACAGGAAGAAAAACUACUUCCUGAACUUUCUAGCAAUCACAUUAUUCCAAAUAUUCAGGACACACAAGUGCAUCUUGGUGUUAGUGAUGAUCUUGGAUUGCUUGCUCAUAUGACCGGUAGUGUAGACUUAACUUGUACAUCUAGUAUAAUAGAAGAAAAAGAGUUCAAAAUCCACACAACUUCAGAUGGAAUGAGCAGUAUUUCUGAAAGAGACUUAGCGUCAUCAGCUAAGGGGCUGGAGUAUGCUGAAAUGACUGCUACAACUCUGGAAACUGAGUCUUCUAGUAGCAAAAUUGUACCAAAUAUUGAUGCAGGAAGUAUAAUUUCAGAUACUGAAAGGUCUGACGAUGGCAAAGAAUCAGGAAAAGAAAUCCGAAAAAUCCAAACAACUACUACGACACAAGCUGUGCAGGGUCGGUCUAUCACCCAACAAGACCGAGAUCUCCGAGUUGAUUUAGGAUUUCGAGGAAUGCCAAUGACUGAAGAACAGCGGCGCCAGUUUAGCCCAGGUCCACGGACUACAAUGUUUCGUAUUCCUGAGUUUAAAUGGUCUCCAAUGCACCAGCGGCUUCUCACUGAUUUGCUAUUUGCAUUAGAAACUGAUGUACAUGUCUGGAGGAGCCAUUCCACAAAGUCUGUAAUGGAUUUUGUCAAUAGCAAUGAAAACAUUAUUUUUGUACAUAACACAAUUCACCUCAUUUCCCAAAUGGUAGACAACAUCAUCAUUGCUUGUGGAGGAAUUUUACCUUUGCUCUCUGCUGCUACAUCACCAACUGUCUGUUGUCUGUUUUGUCUAAUGCAUGUCCAGGGUUCUAAGACGGAAUUGGAAAAUAUUGAAGUGACACAAGGCAUGUCAGCUGAGACAGCAGUAACUUUCCUCAGCCGGCUGAUGGCUAUGGUUGAUGUACUUGUGUUUGCAAGCUCUCUAAAUUUUAGUGAGAUUGAAGCUGAGAAAAACAUGUCUUCUGGAGGUUUAAUGCGACAGUGCCUAAGAUUAGUUUGUUGUGUUGCUGUGAGAAACUGUUUAGAAUGUCGGCAAAGACAGAGAGACAGGGGAAAUAAAUCUUCCCAUGGAAGCAGUAAACCUCAGGAAGUUCCCCAAAGUGUGACUGCCACAGCAGCUUCGAAGACUCCAUUGGAAAAUGUUCCAGGUAACCUUUCUCCUAUUAAGGAUCCUGAUAGACUUCUUCAGGAUGUUGAUAUCAAUCGCCUUCGUGCUGUUGUCUUUCGGGAUGUGGAUGAUAGCAAACAGGCACAGUUCUUAGCUCUGGCUGUUGUUUACUUCAUUUCGGUUCUGAUGGUUUCCAAGUAUCGUGACAUAUUAGAACCCCAGAGAGAGACUACAAGAACUGGAAGCCAACCAGGUAGAAACAUCAGACAAGAAAUAAAUUCACCAACAAGUACAGUUGUGGUCAUACCAUCUAUCCCUCAUCCAAGUUUGAACCAUGGAUUCCUUGCCAAGUUAAUUCCUGAGCAGAGCUUUGGCCACUCAUUUUACAAAGAAACACCUGCUGCAUUUCCAGACACUAUAAAAGAAAAGGAAGCACCAACUCCUGGUGAAGAUAUUCAGCCAGAAAGUUCAAUUCCCCAUACAGAUUCAGGAAUUGGAGAGGAGCAAGUGGCUAGCAUUCUGAAUGGGGCAGAAUUAGAAACAAGUACAGGCCCUGAUGCCAUGAGUGAACUCUUAUCCACUUUGUCAUCCGAAGUGAAGAAAUCACAAGAGAGCUUAACUGAAAAUCCCAGUGAAACGUUGAAGCCUGCACCAUCCAUAUCUAGCAUUAGUCAAACCAAAGGCAUCAAUGUCAAGGAAAUACUGAAAAGUCUCGUGGCUGCUCCAGUUGAAAUUGCAGAAUGUGGCCCUGAACCUAUCCCAUACCCAGAUCCAGCAUUGAAGAGAGAAGCGCAAGCUAUUCUUCCUAUGCAGUUUCAUUCCUUUGACAGGAGUGUUGUGGUGCCUGUAAAGAAGCCACCUCCAGGUAGUUUAGCUGUAACCACUGUGGGAGCCACUACUGCUGGAAGUGGGCUGCCAACAGGCAGUACCUCUAAUAUAUUUGCUGCUACUGGAGCUACACCAAAAAGUAUGAUUAAUACAACAGGUGCCGUGGAUUCAGGGUCCUCCUCCUCUUCCUCCUCUUCUAGUUUUGUGAAUGGUGCUACCAGCAAAAACCUUCCAGCUGUACAAACAGUUGCUCCAAUGCCAGAAGAUUCAGCUGAAAAUAUGAGCAUCACUGCAAAACUUGAAAGAGCUUUAGAAAAAGUUGCUCCUCUUCUUCGUGAAAUUUUUGUAGACUUUGCCCCAUUCCUAUCUCGUACACUUCUUGGCAGUCAUGGACAAGAGCUAUUGAUAGAAGGCCUUGUUUGUAUGAAGUCCAGCACAUCUGUGGUUGAGCUUGUUAUGCUGCUUUGUUCUCAGGAAUGGCAAAACUCUAUUCAGAAGAAUGCAGGACUUGCAUUUAUUGAGCUCAUCAAUGAAGGAAGAUUACUGUGCCAUGCUAUGAAGGACCAUAUAGUUCGUGUUGCAAAUGAAGCUGAGUUUAUUUUGAACAGACAGAGAGCCGAAGAUGUACAUAAACAUGCAGAGUUUGAGUCACAGUGUGCCCAGUAUGCUGCUGAUAGAAGAGAGGAAGAAAAGAUGUGUGACCAUCUGAUCAGUGCUGCAAAACAUCGAGACCAUGUAACAGCAAAUCAGCUGAAACAGAAGAUUCUCAAUAUUCUCACAAAUAAACAUGGUGCUUGGGGAGCAGUUUCUCAUAGCCAAUUGCAUGAUUUCUGGCGUUUGGAUUACUGGGAAGAUGAUCUUCGUCGAAGGAGACGAUUUGUUCGCAAUGCAUUUGGCUCCACUCAUGCUGAGGCAUUGCUCAAAGCUGCAAUAGAAUAUGGCACGGAAGAAGAUGUAGUAAAGUCAAAGAAAACAUUCAGAAGUCAAGCAAUAGUGAACCAGAAUGCAGAGACAGAACUUAUGCUGGAAGGAGACGAUGAUGCAGUCAGUCUGCUACAGGAGAAAGAAAUCGACAACCUUGCAGGCCCAGUGGUUCUCAGCACCCCUGCCCAGCUCAUCGCUCCCGUGGUGGUGGCCAAGGGGACUCUCUCCAUCACCACGACAGAAAUCUACUUCGAGGUAGAUGAGGAUGAUUCCGCCUUCAAGAAGAUCGACACUAAAGUUCUUGCAUACACUGAGGGACUUCACGGAAAAUGGAUGUUCAGCGAGAUACGAGCUGUAUUUUCAAGACGUUACCUUCUACAAAACACUGCUCUGGAAGUAUUUAUGGCAAACCGAACCUCAGUUAUGUUUAAUUUCCCUGAUCAAGCAACAGUAAAAAAAGUUGUCUAUAGCUUGCCUCGGGUUGGAGUAGGGACCAGCUAUGGUUUGCCACAAGCCAGGAGGAUAUCAUUGGCCACUCCUCGACAGCUUUAUAAAUCUUCCAAUAUGACUCAGCGCUGGCAAAGAAGGGAAAUUUCAAACUUCGAAUAUUUGAUGUUCCUUAAUACGAUUGCAGGACGGACAUAUAAUGAUCUGAACCAAUAUCCAGUAUUUCCGUGGGUGUUAACCAACUAUGAAUCAGAAGAAUUGGACCUGACUCUUCCAGGAAACUUCAGGGAUCUAUCAAAGCCAAUUGGUGCUUUGAACCCAAAGAGAGCUGUGUUUUACGCAGAGCGUUAUGAGACGUGGGAAGAUGAUCAAAGCCCACCCUACCAUUAUAAUACCCAUUAUUCAACAGCAACAUCUACUUUAUCCUGGCUUGUUCGAAUUGAACCUUUCACAACCUUCUUCCUCAAUGCAAAUGAUGGAAAAUUUGAUCAUCCAGAUCGAACCUUCUCGUCCGUUGCAAGGUCUUGGAGAACUAGUCAGAGAGAUACUUCUGAUGUAAAGGAACUAAUUCCAGAGUUCUACUACCUACCAGAGAUGUUUGUCAACAGUAAUGGAUAUAAUCUUGGAGUCAGAGAAGAUGAAGUAGUGGUAAAUGAUGUUGAUCUUCCCCCUUGGGCAAAAAAACCUGAAGACUUUGUGCGGAUCAACAGGAUGGCACUAGAAAGUGAAUUUGUUUCUUGCCAACUUCAUCAGUGGAUCGACCUUAUAUUUGGCUAUAAGCAGCGAGGACCAGAAGCAGUUCGUGCUCUGAAUGUUUUUCACUACUUGACUUAUGAAGGCUCUGUGAACCUGGAUAGUAUCACUGAUCCUGUGCUCAGGGAGAUUCCAGAAACUUAUUUCAUUAGAGACCCCCAUACGUUCCUUCUUACAAAGGACUUUAUUAAGGCCAUGGAGGCACAGAUACAGAACUUUGGACAGACGCCAUCUCAGUUGCUUAUUGAGCCACAUCCGCCUCGGAGCUCUGCCAUGCACCUGUGUUUCCUUCCACAGAGUCCGCUCAUGUUUAAAGAUCAGAUGCAACAGGAUGUGAUAAUGGUGCUGAAGUUUCCUUCAAAUUCUCCGGUAACCCAUGUGGCAGCCAACACCCUGCCCCACUUGACCAUCCCCGCAGUGGUGACAGUGACUUGCAGCCGACUGUUUGCAGUGAAUAGAUGGCACAACACAGUAGGCCUCAGAGGAGCUCCAGGAUACUCCUUGGAUCAAGCCCACCAUCUUCCCAUUGAAAUGGAUCCAUUAAUUGCCAAUAAUUCUGGUGUAAACAAACGGCAGAUCACAGACCUCGUUGACCAGAGUAUACAAAUCAAUGCACAUUGUUUUGUGGUCACAGCAGAUAAUCGCUAUAUUCUUAUCUGUGGAUUCUGGGAUAAGAGCUUCAGAGUUUAUUCUACAGAAACAGGGAAAUUGACUCAGAUUGUAUUUGGCCAUUGGGAUGUGGUCACGUGCUUGGCCAGGUCUGAGUCAUACAUUGGUGGAGACUGCUACAUCGUGUCCGGAUCUCGAGAUGCCACCCUGCUGCUCUGGUACUGGAGUGGGCGGCACCAUAUCAUAGGAGACAACCCUAACAGCAGUGACUAUCCUGCACCAAGAGCCGUCCUCACAGGCCAUGACCAUGAGGUUGUCUGUGUUUCUGUCUGUGCAGAACUUGGGCUUGUUAUCAGCGGUGCUAAAGAGGGCCCUUGCCUUGUCCACACCAUCACUGGAGAUUUGCUGAGAGCCCUUGAAGGACCAGAAAACUGCUUAUUCCCACGCUUGAUUUCCGUCUCCAGCGAAGGCCAUUGUAUCAUAUACUAUGAACGAGGGCGAUUCAGCAAUUUCAGCAUUAAUGGGAAACUUUUGGCUCAAAUGGAGAUCAAUGAUUCAACACGGGCCAUUCUCCUGAGCAGUGAUGGCCAGAACCUGGUCACCGGAGGGGACAAUGGGGUAGUAGAGGUCUGGCAGGCCUGUGACUUCAAGCAACUGUACAUUUACCCUGGAUGUGAUGCUGGCAUUAGAGCGAUGGACUUGUCCCAUGACCAGAGGACUCUGAUCACUGGCAUGGCUUCUGGUAGCAUUGUAGCUUUUAAUAUAGAUUUUAAUCGGUGGCAUUAUGAGCAUCAGAACAGAUACUGAAGAUAAAGAAAGACCCAAAAGCCAAGUUAAAGCUGAGAGCACAAGUGCUGCAUGGAAAGGCAAUAUCUCUGGUGGGAAAAACUCGUCUGCAUCGACCUCCGUUUGUGCAUUCCAUCACACCCAGCAAUAGCUGUACAUUGUAGUCAGCAACAUUUUACUUUGUGUGUUUUUUCACGACUGAACACCAGCUGCUAUCAAGCAAGCUUAUAUCAUGUAAAUUAUAUGAAAUAGGAGACGUUUUGGUAAUUAUUUCAUAUAUUGUUGUUUAUUGAGAAAAGGUUGUAGGAUGUGUCACAAGAGACUUUUGACAAUUCUGAGGAACCUUGUGUCCAGUUGUUACAAAGUUUAAGCUUUGAACCUAACCUGCAUCCCAUUUCCAGCCUCUUUUCAAGCUGAGAAAAAAAAAAAAAAAAAAACACACGUUUGAUACUUUGUACAUCAGAUGCAUCUUAUUUAAAAGGAAUACUUUUGUAAAAGUAAAACCUUGUAUAAAGAACAAAAUGUUUCUUAAUUUUAUUGUGGAGUUACAACUUGCAUGUUCCUUACUCCUGAUGGCUUGAUGGAACAGGUGCAUUCACACUAUGAAACAGAAAGAUCUGUCCAAGGACACAGCUUGUAUGAAAGGGUUGAAUUUGGGCUCCAUCAGUAAUUUUUGACAUUUUCACCAAAAUAUAGUUUGCACUUUUUAAUCUAAAUUCAUCCCUUCUGAGUGAAAUUUGCUCAUAAAGCAUUUGGAUACUAAGCCAUUAUUUGCCAUUUUGGGUACUUUAUACAAAGAAAAUUCAGCCCUACCCUGCAUAAUUUGAAGACACAGCAGAAAGGGGGCUUAGGGAUGAGGUCCUGGUUUUUCUUGUAUAAAUAGGAGUUAUGAGCGUUAGUUCCGUAGUAAUAACUUCCCAGCACCUGCACAUCUCUUCCAGAGUCAUCCCACUGGCUUGGUGUGUAUACAUCAGGGGAGGAUAAUCUGAUGCUAACUUUUUUUUUUCUCUUUGGUUCUUGAAUAGCUUAGUUUCUUUAAUAACAAGUCAGACUUUAUUACAACAAUAAACUGAAGUUAUUCUUUUAGGUUCUCGUGAAAUUCUCACCGAAAGCCACAUUCUUAGCCUAAGGCACUUCAUCUUUUAUGAUAUUAAAUGAUGGCUAUCAAAUGAUUUUUCCAUACAUUGUACUGAUCAAGUUAAUACACCCAGGGGUAUAUACACUUUCUUCAUGUUUCUUCUUUGUAUAUUUGGUGACUGUAUCGUCAUAGAUGUACAUAUUGUGUCGGUAGGGCUAUGAGGCAUGUUACAGGAAUGUAAUUUUCUCAGAAUUUACCCUCACUUGCAGUCAUUUAUUUAAAAAGAUAAAACAAGAUAAUGGGUUCUUUGUAUUGGCACUUUGCACCGGAAACAUAUCAUUAUUUAUUGAUGUGAUUACUUAUUUGUUAUCCACCUUGUACUAGUAAGUUUUAGCACUGAAUUCCUUCUUCAUUGUUGUUUGUAUUUAUGAAAUUCUGAAAUUAUGGGGAAUCAGCAUAGUGAUUAAGUUAUUCAUCACCAGGCUGUAAAGCAAUAUCUUGAGUUUGUAGCUUAGAAUCGGGAGGACACUGAACAUCUGGAAGACAAGUCCAUUUCAUCUUGAGAUCAUGGUGAAAUAUUUUGGAUAUAUAAAUUCCUUAAGCUAUUGUAACCAUGUUUUAUUGCAAAGAUGUAAAAUAUGCCAGAUGUGUGUGAGUUGGAAAUCAAAAAAAGAAAAAUAAAAUAUGCAAAGAAUUCA